This is a messenger RNA of Cydia fagiglandana, 3788 nucleotides long. RefSeq lists its product as uncharacterized. Bases 369 to 2024 code for a protein of 551 amino acids. The record is from RefSeq and is a predicted model, not a curated record. The transcript has 5 exons. NCBI's taxonomy places the organism in Eukaryota, Metazoa, Arthropoda, Insecta, Lepidoptera, Tortricidae.
CUCGUGUUUUGUUUUUUAAGGGCUAAAGUGAUGCCUCGUGGUGAAAAUGUCAAACGUGUUUGGGAUUGUUUUACACAGUGUUCAGGAUACCAUGAAUAUACCGCCAUCCACGUUUGAAAUGGACGACAUGAACCCGACAAUGAAACGACAGACAACAUAAUUAUAAGACUAUCACAUUUCACAAACAUUCAUCACACAUUCAUUAAAAAAGUGAAAAUGUAGUGUUAUUUUAUUAAAACACAGAAUUUAACCGACGUGAGUGUAAAUAUUAAAAGAACUUGAAAUGAAAAUGAACAAAGAAGUGUUUAAAAUCUAAGAUAAUAACACUGAAUUUGACAGUGUUUUAGUAAAGUGAAGUUUCGUUCAAAAUGGGGUGCGGCCAGAGCAAAAUCAAUUUGUAUCCGCGGCGGAGCAAGAAUAGUAGCAAGAAUUCAAAGAAAUCAGGAGGUGCUGCCGAGACAAACGAGUCUGAGGAGGAGGAAGGAUGCCCGGAAGCCACCGGCGAGGACACGGAGCCGGAAGACCACCAGCCAGACACCAGGCAGCAUGUCCUGCCCAUCACGGAGCACCAGCCUGCCUUUGAGGUGUCGGCGAGCCAGCAAAACUUCUUCAAAAUGCUAGAUGAAAAGAUUGAACAGGGUAAGGACUAUGACUCGUCGAGCGAAACGGAAAUCCAAGAGGAGGAGGAGCGUAAACGCAGACUCAUAGAGCAUUGGUGCUCCUACUCCCAGUCGGCCCAGUCCUCCGUGUGCACCCCCAGCCCGCCAACCCCUGCAGCCCGGCGCCGCAUGACACGCUCAGUCUCCCGCGCCUCCGAGCGGCAAUGCGGCCCCAGCACCAGCCAGGAGUCGCCCCCCAUCCGCCGCACCCACAGUGGACAGACUCACGAGCCUCGGCCGUCCACAUCCGCUGAAUGGGACCCCAACAAGUCGCCCAUGAAACGCACCCAGAGCGCUGGCCCCUGCUGGCGAGGCGCUCCUAAGGUCGGCCCCAUGCCUAAACCCAAAGGUGACAGAAAAGAUGAACCUGUCGCCGGCUGCAGCAAAGACUCUCAGAUAACUUACAACCCAACAUUCCAAAAUCACAGCCCAGCUCACUCAAAGAGCCAGCCGUAUAUAGCUCAGCUCGUUUCGUACCCACUGGGCGCUCCGGCUUCGCCCACAAAAUAUAUCGCGCCCCCAGAAGAAUACCAAGACCCGGACGUUAGCACUGUCGACAGGCAGAUGACGCAAAUGACGAUGACUCAAGUGAACUCCCAGUCCCAGAUCUAUUACAUACACGGGAAUGCGGCCGCGACGGGAGCUCAUCCCGACAUCGUGCAGCAACGGCAGCAGACCGCCAUACAUCUGCAGCAGUAUGUUGCCAUGAAACAAGCCCAGCAGCAAAUGUUCAGUUCGUACAUGCAGCGCAGCCCACAUGCUGUGUAUCCCGGCGGGGAGUACCCACCGAACACUCCUCGGAUGUACGAAGGGGAGGAAUUAGCAGCUCAAUACGGAUACCCCGGUCCGCGGCCGCAGAGCGCGCCCCAACGCGGGCACGUUGACGUGGGUCACAUGCACACUCCGGUCUGGAACCCGCUGCCGCCAGUGAUGACCACGCAGUGGGCCGGCGGAGUCGUCCCGCCGGAGAUGCAGUACUACCCCCAAUCACAGUUCGUGCCGAUGUUCCGCGCCACCUCCGCCGGGUCCGCCGGGACGCUGACCCGUUACCACAAGAAGGAGGAUUCAGAGAAGACCGUGCAGACUAUCAGCGUGGUACGUGGCAAGCCCGUCGGGCAGAUAGUGGCCGUAAGCGGGCAAGAGUUGGCCGUGAGUAGCACGGUGAGCGACAGCCCCAGCCCGGCCUCCGUGUCCACGGACAGCGGCGUGUCGCCGGGCACCUCGGCGCCCAGCUCCAAGAGCUCGUUCAGCUCGACGCCGCCCACCACCAUCGCCAACGACAACUUCGAGCCGCACCCCAAGCCAAAGAAAAACAAAUCGACCACCAAUCGUUCUCUAAAAGUUUCCAAAAGUCUAGACGCUUAAGUCUCUGAAACUUGGUUUUGUAAUUAUGUAGAUUUUAUAAGUGUACUUAGUCUAGUCUUAUUGUAUAGUAUUGACUAUAUUAUAGAUUCCGAUUGUUUAAAAUGUAUUGUUAUUAUCAGAUUUGUUUAUUUCAAUGUCAAAAUGUGUACCUAGUUUAAAAAGGAUUAUGAUUUUUCACGGUUGAGAAAGGAGCUAAUUGAAUGCAAUAGAACUUCUUGACUUCAGCUUGCCUUUUGAAGGACAACUUUGGGAAAUUGUAACUCCAUUUAUUAAACCUAACAAUUGAAAGUCACUUAAGUAUGUACUACAUUCUUAAAUCCCUACAUGUCCUGAAUUCACUCCCAAUGUGAUAGAUUAAGAAGAAAUAAAUUAUAAAUGUUACAAUAGAAAUUGUGUCGAAGCAUACGGAAAUUAUGAGAAAUUCACGAAAUAAGAAACAAAAGGUUUAAUUUAAAGUUCUUACCUACAUUUUAGGAGCUAAAUAGGUAAUUUUCGUAUGCUUCAACACACAUAAAUACUUGUGCUAGAACCUUCCGCGCCAAAACUAUAAGCUGUGUAAGAUUCACCCACACUCAAGUACUUACCUUUUUAAUUAUUUUUCUAGGUAGGUUCAGUCAGUAUCAUAAGUAGCUUACCACACUAUGCGCCAAAAGUAUCUACCAUUCUCUGGUAACUUAACAAAAAGGGAUAUGUCUGCAUAUGUAAUAUAGGACGAUUAAACUGUUGCAUUGCAUAUACUUUUGAAAGCAAACUGUCGAGAUAUAUCUCAUUUGGAAAAUAUUUCAAGGGUGGCUGAUACCUUUGGCGACUUGUUUCAUCCGGCAGAAAACUUGGCAAUGUCUACCGCAUUGUAGGAUCGCCAUGAAUAAGUACCUCAGUAAUCAUUCUCGAGAAUCCCUACCUUCUGCUCUCGUUUCUCGAAAGAUUCAAGCCCUUAUCAAAAUUCCUCCUUGCGUCGUAUUCCUCAAUAUUGAGGGUCGUGACUGUUGCAUCACUUUCUCUCUUAUGAUCUUUCUUCAUCGGUUUCUGUCUUUGGUCUUAUCAAAAUUAGCAACAGCUUAUAGUAUUGGGGCCACACAUGCUUGCUAAAGGUUCUAUAAAUGUCGCAAUAUAUGUGCAUUCUGUUGUAGAGGGUAAGCACGGGAAAGCAGAUCUCUGUGAGCAAAAAUUUCGAACUAAGGGCCUAAACUAAAAGCCGUUUUACAGAUUGGCAAUCUAGCGGCUGGUGUUGUUGCCAGGUGCAAAAAAGGCGUAAAAACGAAAAGUGACAUGGUGAUUUCAACACAUGAUUUUCUUUUCGAAAAGUGUUUACGAAUAUCUCCUAGGCUCAACGGAGGUUUGUUCGUUAAACAGGGUUAUUUAUCGCUAUUGUGAUCACGUAACACGCUUGGCGAACGAGACGGUUAUUUUAUCCUCAUUGAUUAUUAUAUUAAUAAUAAAUGCCAAAACCGAGAUACUCGUUUGCCAUUUUUGACACAGAGGUCUGUGACACCCGCCGUAACAUACACGUAUGGAACGCCCCUUUAAAACCAAAGAGAAUUAAGUCCAAAGAUAAAAGAAAUUAAGAAUCGAUUUUAUUGCAGCGGACAUAAGGAUGUUAUUGGAACGAGAUAUUUUUCGACUUAGUGCACUUUAUUUUUAAAGGCGCGAGUAGGUAAUCAUAAUCUAUAUUUGUGGAGUUGUAUAAUAUCUAAAUGUCUAGACAACUGUGUAGUACUCGCGUCUCUGUAACAAUGCAUUAUUAAAUAAAUAAAUGGGAAUAAA